Molecule: messenger RNA, 600 nt
Organism: Naegleria fowleri
Lineage: Eukaryota; Heterolobosea; Eutetramitea; Acrasida; Naegleriidae
Exons: 2
Coding region: 1-600 (199 amino acids)
Biological process (GO): protein peptidyl-prolyl isomerization
Cellular component (GO): intracellular membrane-bounded organelle
Molecular function (GO): peptidyl-prolyl cis-trans isomerase activity
Source: RefSeq, a predicted model, not a curated record
AUGGCAAAACUUCUUUCUCUUGUGUGUUUGUUGGUGUUCUUUGCUGGUGUUGCUCUUGCUGGCUCUGCCGAUGACGAUUUGAAGCAAGUUACUGAUAAAGUUUAUUUUGAUAUGCAAAUCGGUGAUAAACCUGCAGGUCGGAUUGUAUUUGGAUUGUUUGGAAAGACUGUUCCAAAGACUGCUGAAAAUUUCAAACAACUAGCAACUCACGCUAAAGGUUUUGGCUACAAGGGAUCAGGUAUUCAUAGAAUCAUUUCUAACUUUGUGAUUCAAGGAGGUGAUUUCACUCAUCAUAAUGGUAUGGGUGGCAAGUCCAUUUACGGAGAUCGAUUUGAAGAUGAAAACUUUAAGAUCAACCACUUUGUUGGAUGUCUCUCAAUGGCUAAUGCUGGAAGGGAUACCAAUGGCUCUCAAUUCUUCAUUACUUUGGGUCCUACUCCAUGGUUGGAUGGUAGACAUGUUGUGUUCGGAAAAGUUUUGGAAGGAAUGGAUGUUGUGAGAAAGAUUGAAAUGGUCAAGACACACGGUCAUGACAAGCCUGUAACACCUGUUACGAUUAUUGAUUGUGGAUUGUGGACUGAUGAUAUGGCCGAUAAUUAG